GCCAUGGCAGCAGGACGCUCCGGGUUUUAGCCCCGCCCCCGUUGCCAUGGCAGCAGGACGCUGAUGGCGGACGCGGCCCCGGCGCUGCAGGCCCUGUACCGCUGGCUGGACACGGUGCCGCUGUCCCGGCCCCGCAGGAACAUCGCCCGCGACUUCAGCGAUGGGGUGCUCGCGGCCGAGGUGGUGAAGUUCUUCUUCCCCGCCAUGGUGGAGCUGCACAGCUUCGUGCCCGCCAGCUCCACCGCCCAGAAACUCGCCAACUGGGGGCACCUCAACAGGUACGGCCGGGGCACCCCCCUCACCCCCGGCCCCCCGUUCAACCCACCCCCGGUGCCCCCCACCCCGGGAGCGCUGUGCCCAUCCC
Messenger RNA from Corapipo altera (White-ruffed manakin), 364 nucleotides. RefSeq names its product sperm flagellar protein 1-like. Gene Ontology annotation, biological process: regulation of cytoskeleton organization. The record is from RefSeq and is a predicted model, not a curated record. NCBI's taxonomy places the organism in Eukaryota, Metazoa, Chordata, Aves, Passeriformes, Pipridae. The annotation marks the transcript as partial. Gene Ontology annotation, molecular function: microtubule binding. The transcript has 2 exons. Gene Ontology annotation, cellular component: axoneme.